This is a messenger RNA of Pseudophryne corroboree (corroboree frog), 1070 nucleotides long. Its product is annotated as protein DBF4 homolog A-like. The coding region runs from base 227 to 637 and encodes 136 amino acids. The transcript is spliced from 8 exons. The record is from RefSeq and is a predicted model, not a curated record. NCBI's taxonomy places the organism in Eukaryota, Metazoa, Chordata, Amphibia, Anura, Myobatrachidae.
GGGCUUGAAUAAUGUGCGGACGCAUCUGGACCUGUGAAGUUUAAAUAUUUCUACUUGCACCACUGCGUACCAUGGAGUUAUACAGACGUUUGUUGCUACAUAGCCAUGGUCGGUCUUAUGAAGGGGAUCAGAACCUCCUUACGUGCGGCUGAGAUAUUGCAUUUACUCCAAACAUCCGCAACAGAAAAAUGUCAUGCCAUGAUACAAAAAUGGCCGCCAUCUUCACAUGAAGGUUAGAGCGCAGGAUGUUAAGGCGCAGGAGGUUCCAGCGCUAGAAGUGAAAGAGCCGGAGCCCAAACCAAUACCAGUUAUGAAACUGAUGGAUCCCUUUAUUAAAGUGGAAGAUGUCAGCCGCCACUACAGACCAUUGUUUGGGCUUCGCCUUAUAUUUGAGUGUCCCUAUGGCCCUAGUCACCCAAUGGACACCAAGGAAAGUGAGCAUAAGACCGCAGCUCACCAGGGCCCCACCAAGAUGCCAGGGUACUGCGAAUGCUGCAGGUGCAUCUACCCUGAUCUGGAAGAAGUCCUGCACUUUCUAACUGACAUUAAUGUGUCUUCUGUUGGGGAAAAUACAAAUGAAGAUCUUUAUUCUCAGAUGCACAUUUCUUUCCUUUGUCUCCAUAUUGGAGCAUCUUGAAAGCCCUCAGCACAAAAACGUUGUGAAGGGCCAAGAUUACAAGGCCCUGGAUGACCUUAUUGCCACCCUGUGCGCGGACUGGGAGGAGCACUGAAGAUCAAAACACUUUCACCCAGCUCCUGUGUGUGCUGGACUGCUUGGGAGCCAUUAUCCGAUAUGCUCUGCUGUCACCUGCUGCGACUCCCGUAUCUCCAGCCGGAUAUGAAAAACCUUAUCCUUAUGUACCACCAAAAAGCUCUGUGAGCAUAUCACUAUCACCAUCUAUCUUUAAAAAAAUAAAUAAAUAAAUAAAUAAAUAUAUAUAUAUAUAUAUAUAUAUAGAUUGUAUGCAGCAGAGCUAGUGAUCUAUAUACGGCUCCUUCUUGUUUAUAUUAUGCAGGCACCAUAAUUGAGAAGGUCACCAUAUGAAUUUUAAUCUUACGCUUAUGCAAUA